Diversispora eburnea is the source of this 1623-nucleotide messenger RNA. Lineage: Eukaryota; Fungi; Glomeromycota; Glomeromycetes; Diversisporales; Diversisporaceae. The record is from the annotation of a GenBank genome assembly.
AUGAAUCCAAAAUCAUCUAAUGAUUUUCUUAUAUUGUUCUUUAUUAUAAAUUGGUUAGUAGCAACCAUUUUUUGCUAUGAACCAAGUUCACGAGGAUAUCACGGCAGUAUUCUUAUAGGAAAAAGGAUUUAUUAUUUUGGUGGCUAUUAUUUAGUGAGAAAGAGUGAUGCAUUUUGGUUUAAUGUUACGACUUCAAAAUAUACUUCUGUUGCCAAUAUCCCCGCUUAUAUUUAUGACUCUUCUCCAGUGGUUGAUCCUAAAGAUGAAAAUAUUUGUUUGUUGAUUGGAGGUAAUUCUUCCAAAGUAAAUUAUGACGGGGAUUAUGAGAGUCAAAAGCAAGCCUAUAGAUUUGAUACCAUAGCUUCCAAUUGGUCCGUAGUAAAAACUUCCAAUGUACCUUUUAGGUUUCCAAAUUACUAUUAUUUCGGAGGCGUAUCAGAUAAUAAUGGAAAUAUGUAUUUUUUUAAUCACAAUUAUUCAUCAGUUAAUUCUUAUGAUAAACUUGAUAUUAAUGCGAUGUCUUGGUCAAGCUUCAACAACUCUGGAGAUCUUCCCGGAGAAUUUAAUGGGAUAUUUUUAUCAAGAGCUAUGAAUGAUCUUUUGUUUUUUGAUACCAAUUCAUCAGAAUGGUCUACAGCUACAGCACAAGGUGAAAACAUUGGUGGUCGUUACGAUCACACUGCUGCAUUAACGAGUGACAAUCGUCUUAUUAUUUAUGGUGGUCUUUCUUUUUGGGGUUUUGGGUAUAAAGGACCUAAUCCUACUGUAGCAGUAUUAAAAAUAGGAUCUUCAUCUUAUGAAUGGUCUAUUCCAAGUAGUGAUAAGGAGUCUCAUCCACCACUAGCUGGCCAUUCAGCUACAAUUUACAAAGACCAAAAGGAACAAAUGUUCAUUGCAUUUGGUUAUGACCCAAUAACCGAAAAUACUAGAUAUGAAACUAUAUUUGCUCUUAAUACAGAUGACUUGUCUCGGGAAGAUCAUUCUAACAAUCCAAAUAUAAAGCUUAUAGUUUACAUUUCUCUUGGUGUUGUUGCUGGAUUAUUUAUUAUAGGGAUAAUAAGAACCUGUUUCCCUCUAAAACGAAAACCUCGAAAACGAAAAAGCAGGCAAACAAAUGAUAAUGUUAUUACAAAUGAUAAUGUUAUUACAAAUGAUAACAAUAGUGACAACCAAGAUGUGGCAAAUAGUGGAGUAAAUCAAAAUCCCGUGGUUGCCAGAAUUGAUGUGAAUAUCAAUAAUGUUGAUAACAAUAAUCCUGGACACAAUCGAAAUCCUGGAUAUAAUCCUGAAUAUAAUCCUGGUUAUAAUCCUGGAUAUAAUCGAAAUCCUGGAUAUAAUCCUGAAUAUAAUCCUGGAUAUAAUUCUGAAUAUAAUCCUGGUUAUAAUCCUGGAUAUAAUCGAAAUCCUGGAUAUAAUCCUGAAUAUAAUCCUGGUUACAAUCCUGGAUAUAAUCCUGGUUAUAAUCCUGGCUAUAAUCCUGGAUAUAAUCCCGGAUAUAACCCUGAAUAUUCCAAUAAUCUCAAUAAUCCUCCUAGAUAUUUCAAUCAUCCUGGUGAUGUUAACAUUAAUGGACAUAUUAAUAAUUAUCCUGGAUAUUCCAAUAAUAUUGAUAAUGGAAAUUAA